AUGGAGAUCACCAAGGAUCACGUGAAACAGAAGACGGCAUUCACACUGAAGAGAUUUCAUAUUUCUGAAGAUUACGGUUUCCUUCUUCCAGAUCCACUGAAAGAACUUCCUCCUUUCUAUAAUCCAUGGAUGGAGAUUGCUCACAGACUGACUUACUUGAUUGAGAGCCAUCAACUUCGUUCCCAUGUGAACAAGAUGCCUCUACUAAGCUGCCAGUACCUCCAAGGCCACCGAGAACUGUAUUUGGCCCAUCUGGUCCUGAGCUGCAUCACAAUGGGCUAUGUCUGGCAAGAAGGUGAAAAAGGGGCUGCCAAGAUCUUGCCACGAAACCUGGCCAUCCCCCUUGGACAAGUCUCUGAAAUGCUAGGUCUGCCUCCUAUCCUGGUCCACACAGAUUUCGUUUUGGUGAACUGGAAGAAAAAGAAUCCCCAUGGGCCUCUGGAAAUUGAGAACCUGGAGCCCAUAGUUAGUCUGCCUGGAGGACCUAGCACCACCGGGUUUAUGCUUGUCAGUUUUCUGGCUGAGAAAGCUGCUGCACCAGGACUCAAGGCACUGGCCAAGGCUGUGACUGGACUCCUUCAGCCAGAUGAUGAAAUCCUGGUUGACGCGUUGCAAGAAGUGACAAACACAGUUCAAGAAAUGACCAAAGCUAUGAAGAAAACACAUGAUUAUGUGGAUCCUUCAAUAUUUUAUGGAGUGACAAGAAUAUUUUUUUCUGGUUGGAAAGAUAACCCUGUUUUACCAGAAGGGUUAUUGUAUGAAGGCCUAUGUGAACAGCCUCUGGCGUACUCUGGGGGCAGUGCAGCCCAAAGUUCCACCCUGCAUGCCUUUGAUGAGCUGCUUGGUAUCCAACAUCAGAAGGAGAGCGCUGCAUUUUUGCACAGGAUGAGAAAAUAUAUGCCCCCUCACCAUCAAGCGUUCAUUGAAGAAAUCCGAUCUGUCCCUCCACUGAAGUGUCAUGUCUUAUCUUCUGGAAACAAAGACCUCCAAUCCACGUAUAACAAGUGUGUGGCUGCCCUUUCUGAGCUGAGGACCUACCAUAUCACCAUGGUCACCAAGUACAUCAUCAUAGCAGCUAGAAAAGCCAAGACCAAGCUGGGCAAAACUGUUCCUCAAACAACGAGUCCUCCAUCUUUCUUGGAAGGGGUAGGGACUGGUGGCUCACGGGUUCUGAACUUCUUAAAAAGUGUCCGGGACACAACAAGAGAAGCUAUGAUACAACUCUAA
Molecule: messenger RNA, 1227 nt
Organism: Candoia aspera
Lineage: Eukaryota; Metazoa; Chordata; Lepidosauria; Squamata; Candoiidae
Gene: IDO2
Product: indoleamine 2,3-dioxygenase 2
Exons: 10
Coding region: 1-1227 (408 amino acids)
Biological process (GO): 'de novo' NAD+ biosynthetic process from L-tryptophan
Cellular component (GO): cytoplasm
Molecular function (GO): metal ion binding; indoleamine 2,3-dioxygenase activity; L-tryptophan 2,3-dioxygenase activity
Source: RefSeq, a predicted model, not a curated record